AUGAAUGAGGAGGACGACUACGAGAAUGGCGCCAGCUCCGCCGAGGAGGAAGAUGAGCAGGAGGAGAACGAUGCCAUGGAUGUAGACGAGGAGGAAGAGGGCGACGAUGCAGACGACGGCGAUAAUGACGACGACGAUGCAGACGGAGACAACGACAACGACGAUGAAGACCAGGACCAAGAUCAGGACCAGGACGAGCCCGACAGCCCUUCGCAGCGACCGCGCAACAGCAUAUCCAAUGGCGGUACAGCUGGACAAGCAGAGGGAAAUCCAUCUGUCACCCUCACAUCACCCAGCCCUCGAGCGGCGGCUUCGGGCGUGCUCGGAAACCUGCCCUUCCACCCGAGCGUGCGACAGGAGGCCUUGAAUGCGCCUAUAUACGACAUCAUACCCACCAUCGCCGCACCGCAUAGCACCUCAAUCAAUGCCAUCACCGCCACACCGGACAUGCGAUGGGUCUUCAGUGGAGGCGCAGACGGCUAUAUACGAAAGUUCAAUUGGGUGGACACAGCCAACGGCAAGCUUGCCCUAACUGUGGCCCAGCGACACCCUUUCGUUGACUCGGUCACCAAGGCGGGCGUGCUUCUCUCAUACUGGGAGAAUGAGGACAGUGCCGCAGCCGAGAGCUUGUCCCCUGUGUACUCGCUCGCAGUACACCACCAAGCCCUAUGGCUGUUGUCGGGUCUGGACUCGGGAGGCAUAAACCUGCAGUCGGUGCGCCAUCAGGAAGGAACGCGGAUACACACUCUCAAGAACCAUACCUCAGCCGUCUCGGUCUUGACAUUGUCGCAGGACGAGACGUCGGUAUUGAGUGGUAGUUGGGACAAGACUAUCAAUGACUGGGACUUGAACACUGGAAGCGUUAAGAGGAAGUUCGAGACGAGCGGAGGACAGAUAUCCGCAAUCGAGCAACGUCCCAUGUCUACAUUACCUAUACCUCAGGAUACCGAAACCCUUCCUACAUCGAACGGCACUUUCUCCUCCAACAACUCCGCUCGACCUCGAACCAACGGCGCCCUCGCGAACGGCGCCGAUAUAAAGCCCGUGAUACCCAAAGACGAAGGUGCUGAGGAUGCCCAGGGAUCUCCAGACGACUCGCUGUUUGGAGACAAGGACCAGGACUCUUUGUUCGGCGACGGCCAGGAAAACAACCUCUCGGCCACUCUUCCUUCGUUCGGUGGUGACGACGACGAGGACGAGUUCUCCAGAGCCAUCGCGAACGGCAUACAACAAGCGGACGACGACGCCAAUGCGGACAUGGACAUGAUGGACAUGGGCGGUCCUGUACAAGCACCCGAGGAGCCAGCUGCGGAUCAAGCGAAGGAACCCCCAGUAGAUGCUGAGAACCAACCAGCAGCGAAUGGAACUACAGAUGCGCAGCUUAAUGGCACUGCCAAUGGCCUGCCCCAUGGAGAGGAUCUAGAACAGUCCACGACUACUUCCGCAAACCAGACCGAGCAGCCUGCUUCAUCUGAAACGACCUUUAUGGACGCGUCAAUGGACGGCACAUUGCGUAUCUGGGACCGCCGGCAACCGAACCCAGUCGCACGCAUCACACCCCCGCGAAACACACCACCGUGGUGCAUGAACGCAUGCUGGUCACCAGACGGCAACUUCAUCUACGCUGGCCGGCGAAACGGAACAGUGGACGAGUACAGUCUGCACAAGAGUCUACGAGAGCCGCGACGCACAUUCCGGUUCCCCAGCGUCAGUGGUGCAGUGAGCGCAGUUCGGGCUAUGCCCAAUGGGCGACAUCUCAUUUGCGCAUCAUACGACAUCCUCCGUCUCUACGACCUCGCCCACAACGACGCGGGACCGAAAGCCGGCGCGGCCGCUACACCCUUCUUCAUUGUCCCCGGACACCGCACCGGCGUCAUAUCGCAGCUAUACCUCGACCCAACGUGCAACUUCAUGAUCUCAACGGGCGGAAAUCGGGGCUGGGAGGGAGCAUCAACAGAGGUGAUGCUUGGAUAUGAGAUUGGCAUCGGAUCUUAG
Molecule: messenger RNA, 1995 nt
Organism: Alternaria infectoria
Lineage: Eukaryota; Fungi; Ascomycota; Dothideomycetes; Pleosporales; Pleosporaceae
Exons: 3
Coding region: 1-1995 (664 amino acids)
Biological process (GO): chromatin organization; regulation of transcription by RNA polymerase II
Cellular component (GO): SAGA complex
Molecular function (GO): transcription coregulator activity; TBP-class protein binding
Source: RefSeq, a predicted model, not a curated record